This is a messenger RNA of Anopheles stephensi (Asian malaria mosquito), 1055 nucleotides long. RefSeq names its product testis-specific serine/threonine-protein kinase 3-like. NCBI's taxonomy places the organism in Eukaryota, Metazoa, Arthropoda, Insecta, Diptera, Culicidae. Gene Ontology annotation, cellular component: cytoplasm. Gene Ontology annotation, molecular function: ATP binding; tau-protein kinase activity; protein serine/threonine kinase activity. The transcript has a single exon. The coding region runs from base 99 to 1025 and encodes 308 amino acids. Gene Ontology annotation, biological process: microtubule cytoskeleton organization; intracellular signal transduction; protein phosphorylation. The record is from RefSeq and is a predicted model, not a curated record.
GUGCAGAACAACUGUUCCAGCAACAUUGCACCAGCGCGCUCGAAAGCAAAAAUCGGAACGCUGGUGCCCAUUUUAGAUCGCACCAAAUUUUUCUCGAAAUGGAGCCAAAUUCAAAACACUCACCACCGCCAAGUGGUGGAUCGAACAGUGGCAGCGAAACGGCCGGCCUAGCCCCAAGCUGGAGCCGGUCUAGGGUGAAGAGCAUUCUGAACGCGAAAGGCUACAUCAUCGGACGGUGCAUUGGGUCCGGGUCCUACUCGAAGGUGUAUCAAGCCUUUUACCGACCGGCUAGGCUCGAAUCCGGUCCGGGGCACUCGUUAGCCUGCAAGUUGAUCGAUCGACGCCGCACAUCGAAGGAUUACGAGCGCUUGCUGCCGCGAGAAACGGUAGCAAUGUUGGCCCUUAGCCAUCCGCACAUCGUGUCGGUAAUGUCGAUCCAAGAGUACGGUCCGUUCGUGUGCGUGUUUAUGGACUACUGCCGGUACGGUGAUCUGCUGCAGUACAUUCAGACGCGCAAACGCAUUUCGGAGCGUCGGUCGAGACUGUUCUUCCGGCAGCUCGUCGAUGCCGUACAGUAUAUGCACGAGCAGGGCUUCUGCCAUCGGGACAUCAAGUGCGAGAAUGUGCUGUUGGCCAACCCGUCCUACCUGAAGCUGACCGAUUUUAGCUUCGCCAAGAAGUGCAGCGAACCGAAGGGGGCGGUUAGCCAGCUGAGUGAAACGUACUGCGGUUCGAUAGCGUACACGGCACCGGAAGUGCUGAAGGGAAUUCCGUACGAUCCGAAGGCACACGACAUGUGGUCGCUUGGGUGCGUACUGUUUAUCAUGGUGUCCGGUACGAUGCCGUUCGACGAGAGCAAUAUAGCGGUGACGAUUGGACAUCAGGAGCGCAAGCAGUACGGCUAUCCGUCCGAUAUGCGGCUGAACCCAGCGAUCAUGGACCUGAUCGAUAGGCUGAUUGAGCCGGAUGUAAGUGUGCGCGCUACCGUGAGCCAGGUGGCCAAAGACCCGUGGGUCAUUGAUUAGUUGCGUGCGUCAUGAUGAUACUCACCACGG